GCAACCUCCCUGCCAGAACCUCAAAAGGCUUAGCAGCUCUGAUGUGAGAACGAAGCUGUCAGUGAUUAACUCUGUUAAAGAAUUUCACUUAUUUUAUGCAUACAUACUAAUCUUUUCUGUAUUUUUUUAAAAUCAAACAUUAAAAAUGAGUCUGGGAGUCACUCAUACACUUAAUCGGCGAAAUGAGGGUACUUUUAGAGGGUAUAAACAACAACGGGCGCACGACUAUCUGUAUGAUCCAGUUUGCACCUUCGGUAGUGAAACUGAUCAUACCCGGGCACGAUUCCAAGCCUUGGCGUCUCUAGGGCGGGUGAAAAAAGUUCCGGAAUUUAAGACCAUGUUCAGCGAGCUCCCCCACCGCCCGCGGUAUAGCCUGCGUCUGGACGCCGCGGAUCCCGUGCCCGCGUUCAUCGACCGGCGCUGGCGAGGACUCGCGGAGCAGCGGAAGGAGGCGAUGCGGCGCGCGGGAUUCAACCCAGCAGCCCAUGGCGAUCCGGGGGACUGCGAUAUUUCAGGUGCCGAUCGAUGGAAGUUUUUCAAGCGGCCGCUGCUUCCCUUCACCCAGCUCGUGCCCCCAGAUGUAGUCUUUGCCGUGCCAAAGAGCCCGCGGUUCAGCAUGGAGGGGGCCCAGGAGCACGUCCCGGUCGCGGCCCACCGCACGGUGCACACGCAGACCGACUACCGGGACAGCGAGGCGCAGACGGACCCCUACACCCCCAAAUACGCCGUGCGCCCCGGAUCCAGCCCCGAGCUGCUCACCCUGGUCACGCUCACCUGGAACCGCGGGCUGCCCGCUGGCCUGGCGGAGGUGCAGAUGAUCGAGCGCAUGAGGCAGAAGAGGGCCUGGGAGGCAUCGCUGCCCCCGCUGAGCGACCUGGCCCAGCUGCACAAGAGGAAGAGGAUGAUGGAGGCCAUGGAGAGGAAGGAGUGGGCCUUCAGAGAGAGCGAGAUUCAGAAGCUGCAGGAGAGGCGGCUGGAGCUGCUGACUCAGCUGCUGAGCCAGAGGGAGGAGCGGCAGCAGCAGCUGCUUGUCAAACACCUGGACGCUCGCUUCGCCCAGCGCCAGCGCGACAAGGACGCCAAGAUCAGGAAGAUCCGCAAGGACUACGUCCUCUCGAUCAGGAGGCUGAUGGAGAAGAGGAGGAACGUGGAGGGGAAGCUGCGCAGGAGGGGCGUCGUGGAGGAGUACUGCAGCCGCGGGACGCGUGCCUCCACCCCCGUCUCCCGAAUCGCACGCUUCCCCGACGGGGACGGCGACGGGCCAAUCAGCGUCAAGGACUGGCUCCAGAACACUUACGAAGGCCUGCUGGUGCUGGAGUCCACGCUGCCGCUGUCCGUCACAGAGGCCUGUAUCCGCGCGCCCAAACCCAGGACGGGGAGCGGGUUCGUCCGGCGGGCAGACCGGCGGGAGAUGGAGCUGGUCAGGACACACGAGGAGCUGAAGGAGAGGAAGGUGAAGGUGGAGGAGAAGAAGCCGCUGCGCUUCCUGUACAAGAUUGAGAAACCCGCCCCUCGCCCCCCCACCCCGGCCGUCACACCCCCGCCCGCGGGGGUUGAGGAGAGGGACCUGGCGGUCGUCUGUCUGCAGAAGCUGUUCAGAGGAGCUUCCAGCCAGCAGGCGGUGUAUGAGGAGAAGGAGAGGCGCUUGGAGCUCAUCCAGGAGCUGCGCAGUACUCACGCUCUCCAGCAGGGGGAGCAGGAGCUGCAGAAGGCUGAGAAACAGGCCACACUGGCCCUGCAGAGACAGAGAGAGCUGCAGCAUCACAAGGCGCUGGAGGCGGAGGCGCUGCAGGCGGGUUUGGCGGGCGGCGUGGUGGCGGACAUGCUGGACUUCCUGUGGAAGGAGCUGGAGCGGCUGCAGGAGGAGCGGCGGAUCCACGCCUUCACGCUGCUCGCAGAGCGCCAGCGCCGCCUGCGGGAGGCGGAGGAGAGCGGGCGGAGACAGGCGGAGGAGAGGCGCCGCCGCGAGGAGGACGAGAUCUUCAGACAGGUGGUGCAGGUGCACCAGGCCACAGUGGACCUGUACCUGGAGGACGUCAUUCUGGGCGCCAUUGAGAAGACGGCCGACGAACAGGCCAGAGAGGAAAUCCACAGGAUGGCCGAGGAGAUCAACGACAUCGCCUAUGCCAUGGAGGAGAGUCUGACCAGCGUGCGCUCGGAGGAGCUGGUGGCGGAGCUGGUGUACAGCUUCCUCAUCCCCGAGGUGCAGAAGAUCACCGUCAGGAACAGGGUGAAGACCAGCCAGCAGCAGCACGUCCGGGCAGCUCGCCAUAUUAUCCAUGGGGCUGUGGAGGCAGCCACGGCGCCCCCUACUGGAACCUCAGAGUACUGUACACCUCCAGAGUGCUCCCCAACCCCCCCAGAGCGCCUCCCAACCCCCCCAGAGUGCCCCCGAACCCCCCCUGAGCGUCCCCCAACCCUCCCAGAGUACCCCCCACCACCCCCGUGCCUGGAGCCGGCCCCCGGAGGAGGAGACGAUCGAGACUCUGCUCCAGAAGGAGGAGCUCCAGGGGAGGAGGCGCAGGGCCAGGGGGGAGAGGGAGGAGAAAAGGAGGGAAACUCGGGAGGGGAGAGAGGGGAGGGAGGACAAAAAGAGGAAAGGGAGGAAAGAGAGGGAGGAGAGGAGGAGGAGGAGGAGGAGGAGGAGGGCAAGGAACGAGGGGAAUGAGAUUUAAGAGGAGAGAGAGAAGGAGGGAAGUGAGGGAGAGAGAGGUGUACUCCUGUGUUCCACAGAGUGCAGCUGCCCUGGUAAUGAGAGCAUCCAGGAGCAAUAUUUCCCGAGCUAAAUGGCCCUAAAAUAAAAAAAAUAAAAAAAUGAACCAUUUCAUCUACACAAAUCUCAAAACUGUUUCUGGUCAGCCAGAUAAAUGGAGGUGUAUCUGUGGAACUCUGUCCUUCCUGGAGAGAAGAGGAGGAGGAACCAACCCUAAUCUUCUCCCUCUUUUUCUUUUCUUCUCUGCUGAGAUGGAGGUUUGGCUUCGGGCUAUAUUCUCUCUCCGAGAAACGGUUUAUGGUAUUGAGCAGUCACCACCAUUCUCCAAGGUGUAGGUGAAAAUGUAACGCAUUUACCUGUGAGUCACAAUAAAGGGCAUGUGGAGUGAAUCCUGGCUGGCCAGUACUUGGCUGCAACGUCUUCCUUGUGCAACAGUCUUGAGGAAAAAUUAGUAAAAUCGCUGCAUUUUCCAAAUCAGUGGAGGAAUUGGCCUCUUUGUUGGUGCUGUUGGCAUAUUCCUUUAUGAAACAGAAAGUAAUUGCAAAUGAUGACUUAUUCUUCACUACCGUCAAAUUAUAACCAAAUUGCUUAAUGGAGAAUGUGCUGACAGAAAAGAAUGCCUUGCAGUUAAAGGUGACUCAGCACUCAGGUGGAAAAUAGCAUCAGUGGAUUGGGAAAUGUGUAUAAAGUGUUAUCUGUUGAAUAAAACUGUAGUAAAGUU
Anguilla rostrata (American eel) is the source of this 3434-nucleotide messenger RNA. Its product is annotated as cilia- and flagella-associated protein 91-like. The transcript is spliced from 17 exons. The coding region runs from base 146 to 2668 and encodes 840 amino acids. The record is from RefSeq and is a predicted model, not a curated record. NCBI's taxonomy places the organism in Eukaryota, Metazoa, Chordata, Actinopteri, Anguilliformes, Anguillidae.